This is a messenger RNA of Aspergillus wentii DTO 134E9, 2336 nucleotides long. RefSeq lists its product as uncharacterized. NCBI's taxonomy places the organism in Eukaryota, Fungi, Ascomycota, Eurotiomycetes, Eurotiales, Aspergillaceae. The record is from RefSeq and is a predicted model, not a curated record. The coding region runs from base 43 to 1881 and encodes 612 amino acids. The transcript is spliced from 3 exons.
GGCUCAUCGUCAGACUUUUCAACAUACAGUGGCUUUGCCGGAAUGACUUCUCCUACGUUCAGUGCCUUUUCAUCAGGAUUCGACUCGUUUUACCAUGCUUUCCCAGCUGCUGGACAGCAAUUCUUUGAUAGCCAAUCAUCCCCCAAUCAGCCAUUCCUUUUCCCUGGGACUUCCCACGAAGCAAUGCAGUGGAAAUCUCUACAAGAUACCACAAAGGAGCAUGAGACGCUUUCUGCUCAGCUCUCUCGCCUCGAUAGAUACAUGGCCAUUCACAGUUGGGACUUGGAUCCUCAGUCGAAAAAAUCUCUGGUUGAACAACGGAUGAGCUUAGUGCGGGAAUUGGAUGCAGUGCGACUUCAUAAAGAGCAAUUAGAGCUAAUCUUGGCGCAGCUAAGGCCUGGCACUUCGGAUGUCCACAGGGAAGGGCCUGUUGAUAUACAAAUGCUUCCAGCUCAGUAUCUGACCGGGAGCGUUGCAAACAGUCAAAACUAUAUAGCACCACGAACCUUCUUUGCCACUGCUAACCACGCGGCUCCAAAUUUGUCUACAUUCACACUUGCAGACACCCUUCCAUCGAUGCUCUCGACCCAUGAAUCCUUCGAAGGGGGGUCUCCGCGCCAAAGCAAGGAUGAUCGAAAUUCAUCUGGGACAGGCUCAGACUUUGGGCCCAUGCCCACGGAAAUGAAAAUGAAUGUACCUCAUGAAACUGGACCAUGGUAUGGAGAGCAGACAAUGGCCAGAGGGUCCAGUACAUCCAAGCAAAAUGCACAGGUGCAAGCGGUCAACGCAGCUGAUGCUAAGAGCACAGUAGGCAACGGUGAUGGAUGGACAACACCCACAAAAUCAGCACCCCCCGACAUUCGUAGAAUCUACCGCAGAAUUGAAGAAGCCAGUAAGCAGGGUGAUUCUAUGGAGGAGUUGCUCAAGGAGCUUGCUGCGGCUACCACUCGGCUAGUACAGCGCUGCAGGGUAGAGCGCGAUGGAUCGCCCCAUCCACCACUAAGACGGACCGACAGGGCAAGUUUGAAUAGCCAGCUUGAUAACGAUACAAUUCCAAUUCCAGGAGGGUCAAUAGACGUUGGAGUGCAUUCUCAGCCGGCAAGGCUUGCGGCAAGGCGACUCUGGAAAUCUGAGAAUGGACACCUUCAAAGACCUUCAAACAUUCUCGGGGCCACGUCAUUUGGAACCGACGAUGAAGACGACGGGAAAUCAUGUUCGUCCUACGAGUCGACCGUGGACUCGUGGGCUACAAUUGAAGAAGGGGACAAGCGUUGGGUCCAAAGAGAAAUGUUGAAGGGUGAAACCGAUGACGAAGAUGAGAGCUCAUCACAAGAUAGUGCAAUCGAGAGUAUACUAGAAAACACUGAGAUGGUCGCAUCUCAAGCAUCGAACACUCGCGAUACCAUUGACUGGGUCCGUAAAACCAAACCCGGUGGCGAGGGCACAAACAAAGAAUGCGAUAAUUCAUCAUUCGACCACACAAAGGGCACGCAGGCACAUUCAAACUCGGAAGCUGGAAAACCGAUAUGCUCUCAACUGCUCACUCAAUAUUUCAAUAAGGAGCGCGGCAUCGUCUCGCAAAAGUCGGCAGCACUGACAGUCUCGCAUAAUGUCAAUGCACAUGCUUAUCUUCCAUCUUUCGAUGGCGCAUGCGAUUCCCCUUGCUGGAGUGAAGGUAGUCAGGCCUCAGAAUCCCAUCUUGACCAUGGCUUUUCGCAGAAAGAUGUUAGUCAGAACCCAAAUCAGGAAAAUCAGUGGUACAUUCCCAAAAAGCGCAUUAAGCCCAGUCCAGCCGUGCUACGGGAAUUUUUUCGUCGUGUCGAAGAGGAAGAACGAAAUAUGAUUCGACAGUAUCAGAUUAUGGGCUCGAUUCCGCGGUGACUUGGUCUCACUGCGUCCGCUGUGUGUGUUUUGUGGGGAUGAAGCAUAAGAAUUUCCAAUGGAGGGCUGGUUGAUGUAUGGGAUACUUCAGUAAGAGGAUUUGUGAUGUUGGGAAGAGGCUGUUUGUAUUGUUUAACCAAUGCAUGGCAUAUUUGGCAUGUUUUAGGGUCUGCUAUUUGCUAUGAACCAUUCUGGUGCACCCUGUCUGGUUAUUGAUCCGGAAUCAUUUGUGUGAGGAUACCGCGUGGAGUAUGGUGUGUUUGGGUUAGGGACUGAGGUCUCUAGCCGAGUUGGUAGUGUCGUAUUGACUAUCGAUGUGGUUUACUUAUGAUAUUAACCUCCUGUACUUGGUAUCGUGGGGAUUCUUGAUCCUGUUUAGGUUGAUCACGGCUUGACCAAUUUAUGAAUCUUAUCGAUGUUAUUGAUGCUAUCCACUUAUUUGAUCUAUUUCUCCG